Messenger RNA from Neurospora hispaniola, 2012 nucleotides. RefSeq lists its product as uncharacterized. Gene Ontology annotation, cellular component: cytoplasm. NCBI's taxonomy places the organism in Eukaryota, Fungi, Ascomycota, Sordariomycetes, Sordariales, Sordariaceae. The transcript is spliced from 2 exons. Gene Ontology annotation, molecular function: GTPase activator activity; metal ion binding. The record is from RefSeq and is a predicted model, not a curated record. Bases 225 to 1970 code for a protein of 581 amino acids.
CAUUGACGGGGCCUGGGCGCAUUGCAGUGGAGGACACUCCUGAGUCUCUGCAUUGAUAUGUCCGGGCCAGCCAUUCUUUUCUGUAGGUCGUUGAACAGCCCACCCAAUCCGACUACAUUUCAACGACUCGACAGCAACCUGUCCUCCGAAUCCCAGCCGGCCCGGAUUCCUUCUCCCAUCCAGAAACCCACGGCAAAGCAACUGUUUAUUGCGAACACAUCGCCAUGUCUCGACGCCCGCCGAACCCCGCUGCCGAACGGGCAGCCAAAAACCAGCAGACGAUCAAGUCGCUCCUGAAACUCGAGGCCAACAAGGUGUGCGCUGACUGCAAGCGCAACAAGCAUCCACGAUGGGCCAGCUGGAACCUCGGCGUCUUUAUUUGCAUCCGCUGCUCGGGCAUUCACCGUGGAAUGGGUACACACAUCAGCCGUGUCAAGUCCGUCGACCUCGAUGCUUGGACUGACGAGCAGCUACAAAGUGUCUUGAACUGGGGAAAUGCUCGCGCCAACAAGUACUGGGAGGCCAAGCUGGCUCAGGGCCACGUCCCCUCCGAAUCGAAAAUCGAGAACUUUAUUCGCACCAAAUACGAGCUCAAGAGAUGGGUAAUGGAUGGCCCGAUGCCAGAUCCCUCGACACUAGAUGCUGAGGGUGACGAUGAUGUCCCGCUGAGUGUGGUGAAGGAGAAGCAGACUCUGGAGAGAAACGGAUCUCUUCGCGGCCAGUCCAGCACUCCGACUGCGGCCUCACGAUCUGUCCCCGCCCCUAUUCCGGCCCCGGCUCCCGUACCCGACCUUAUUGGUGCCGACCCGAUUCCGGUUAGAGCCAGCACCACCGGACCGACAGCGUCAAAGGUGCCCCCGAAGGCCGAGCCUGCCCCGCCCAAGGCUACGAGCUCAAAUGCUUCGCUUUUGGGACUGGAUUUCUUCGGCACGGAAACUGCAGCGCCCCCAAGGCCCGCUAGUACGACGGGUACUUCGGGUGGUACCAACCAGUCGCGUCCCGAUCUCAAGCAGUCUAUCCUCUCUCUUUAUGCCAGUGCACCUCGUCCACAGCAGCAAGCCGCGCCCUCACACUCUCACUCAGGGUCCUUUAGCGGAAUGAGCGGCAUGUCCUCCCCAAGCAUGUCCCAGACCCAAAAUGCUUUUAGUGGGCUUAAUGAUGCUUUCAAUAGCCUCAGUUUCAACAGUCAACCCUCCCCCAAGCCCGCCCAAACCGAUGCCUUUGCUAGCCUCGGUAGCUUUGGAUCUCCCCGACCCUCGUCCCAGACUAGCAACAAUGCCUUUUCCGGCCUAAGCGGUGGCAGCUUCUUCGACUCCAAGCCCGCCACAUCCUCCCACCAAUCCAAGCAGUCCAUCAGCAGCCCACUGGGCUUCUCAUCAACCCCUUCUCCUGCGCCAGCCUCUAAGCCCGCGCCCGCUUCCUCCGCCCUCGGUGACCUGUUUGACUUUUCCACAACAGCUACUACUACUACCGCUCCUCCCUCGGCCGCCGCCCCGAAGCCUUCAUCUGACUUCAGCUCCGCAUUUAACCUUUCCAAGCCCGCCGCAACCACGCCGGCCCCUGCAGCCGCUACUUCAACAACACCAAACCCUCUUGCCUCUAUUGCGACGUCUAACGCCUGGUCAGAUGCAGGUGUAUGGGGUUCCAACGAGUGGGCCUCCGUCCCUGAGCCCCCCAAGCCUGCGGCUCCUGAACCGCCCAAGCCAGCACCUGUUACCUCUAUCCCUCUUUCUAACGAUUUUGGAUGGGGCAACAGCACCACCACCACCUCCACUACCGGCGGCUCCUUCGCAAGCCAACCUAUUGUCCCCAGCGCUUCGGGCGGCUUUGCGCCAGCACCAAAGGUGGCGGCCGAUGAGGAGUUUGGGGGCUGGAUGAGCAGCACUACCACACCAGCUGCUCCGAGCGGAUCCAAGCCGGCUACCGGGUUUGGUGGCAGUGACGACCUGUUCUCAAACGUCUGGCAAUAAAAAACCUUAGAACGGCAAUUCAGGGAUCUCUGAUAUGGGGUU